Ogataea parapolymorpha DL-1 is the source of this 4863-nucleotide messenger RNA. RefSeq names its product Transporter of the ATP-binding cassette (ABC) family involved in bile acid transport. The coding region runs from base 1 to 4863 and encodes 1620 amino acids. Gene Ontology annotation, molecular function: ATP binding; ABC-type peptide transporter activity; ATP hydrolysis activity. Gene Ontology annotation, cellular component: fungal-type vacuole membrane; fungal-type vacuole. NCBI's taxonomy places the organism in Eukaryota, Fungi, Ascomycota, Pichiomycetes, Pichiales, Pichiaceae. Gene Ontology annotation, biological process: transmembrane transport. The record is from RefSeq and is a predicted model, not a curated record. The transcript has a single exon.
AUGAGUCUUGAGUUGUCAAAUAGCACUCUGUGCGACUCAUAUUGGGCAGUAGACGACUUCACCGCGUGUGGAAGGCAGCUGGUGGAGAGCUGGGUAUCAGUUCCGUUGGUUCUGUCUGCUUUGGUAGUGGCUUUUAAUUUGCUGCGUAAUUCCCUCGCUUCAGAAAAAACAGAUCCUUAUUCGAAACUAGACGCCGAACAACAACCACUACUACAGAAUGGUCAUGCCCUGUAUACCUCUUCGAUUGAAUCCGACAAUACCGAUAUUUUCCAGAGACAUUUCGACAUAGCAUUGCUCAAACCCGUCAAGGAUGAUGGUAAGCCCAUUGGUGUCGUCCGCAUCGUUUACCGCGACACCGCUGAGAAAUUGAAGGUUGCCCUUGAAGAGAUCCUUCUGAUAUCCCAAACUGUUCUUGCAUUUCUCGCAUUGUCCCGUCUUGAGGACAUUUCAGAGUCCCGUUUCCUGCUUGUGAAAUACAUUAAUUUUUCGCUGUGGCUUUAUCUGACGGUGAUAACUUCUGCUAGACUUCUAAACGUUACCAAGGGGUUUUCCGCAAACAGAGUGGAUCUCUGGUACCAUUGUGCGAUUCUCUACAAUCUACAAUGGUUUAAUUCGGUCAUGCUAUUCCGCUCAGCACUUCUACACCAUGUGUCUGGCACGUAUGGCUACUGGUUCUACGUCACGCAAUUUGUCAUUAAUACUCUCCUGUGUCUCACAAAUGGUCUUGAAAAAUUGUCUGAUAAGCCAGCCAUUGUGUAUGAGGAGGAAGGAGUGAUACCCUCCCCAGAGACCACCUCGUCCUUGAUAGAUAUUAUGACGUAUGGCUAUCUCGACAAGAUGGUAUUUUCUUCAUAUUGGAAACCAAUCACCAUGGAAGAAGUUUGGGGGCUGCGUUACGAUGAUUACUCUCACGAUGUGCUUAUCAGAUUCCACAAGCUGAAGAGUUCCAUCAGAUUCACCCUCCGUCUUUUCCUGCAAUUUAAAAAAGAGCUAGCUUUGCAAACGUUGUGCACCUGUAUCGAGGCGCUUUUGAUUUUUGUGCCGCCUUUGUGUCUCAAGAAGAUCUUGGAGUACAUUGAAUCUCCACAUACCAAGUCCAGGAGCAUGGCAUGGUUCUAUGUGCUCAUCAUGUUUGGAUCCGGAGUUAUUGCGUGCUCGUUUUCGGGAAGAGGUUUAUUUCUAGGCAGAAGAAUCUGCACGCGUAUGCGGUCGAUAUUAAUCGGCGAAAUUUAUUCCAAGGCCCUGAGAAGACGACUCGGUUCGACGGACAAAGAGAAGACCACUGAAGAGGAGGACGAUAAGUCGGCUAAGUCCAAGAAAGAGGACGAGCCUUCGAAUAAGGAAUUGGGUGGUAUUAUCAAUUUGAUGGCCGUGGACGCCUUCAAAGUGUCAGAGAUUGGUGGCUACCUCCAUUAUUUUCCUAACUCGUUCGUGAUGGCUGCUGUUGCAAUCUACAUGUUGUACAAGCUUCUUGGCUGGUCCUCCCUGAUAGGAACUGCAACCCUAAUAGCCAUUUUGCCUAUCAAUUACAUGCUGGUAGAAAAACUCAGCAAGUACCAGAAACAGAUGCUUUUGGUGACCGACAAGCGUAUACAGAAGACAAACGAGGCGUUCCAAAAUAUUAGGAUCAUCAAAUACUUUGCCUGGGAGGACAAGUUUGCCGACACCAUCAUGAAAAUCAGAGAGGAGGAGCUCGGCUAUUUGGUUGGCAGAUGUGUCGUUUGGGCGCUCCUGAUUUUUCUCUGGCUCGUGGUGCCUACUAUUGUCACCCUGAUCACUUUCUAUGCCUACACGGUGAUCCAGGGGAACCCUUUGACGUCGCCGAUCGCGUUUACCGCGCUUUCGUUGUUUACGUUACUGAGGGGUCCUCUGGACGCACUGGCUGACAUGCUUUCCAUGGUUAUGCAGUGCAAAGUUUCUCUUGAUAGGGUGGAGGAUUUUCUGAACGAGCCUGAGACUACUAAGUACCAGCAAUUGUCAGCUCCUAGAGGUCCAAACUCGCCUCUAAUUGGUUUUGAAAAUGCCACCUUCUACUGGAGCAAAAACAGCAAGGCCGAGUUUGCGCUCAAAGAUCUCAAUAUCGACUUCAAGGUUGGCAAGCUGAAUGUGGUGAUUGGGCCAACUGGGUCGGGCAAAAGUUCGCUGCUGCUCGCUCUUCUUGGAGAGAUGGACCUUGACAAAGGUAACGUUUUUCUCCCGGGUGCCAUUCCACGAGACGACCUGACCCCGAAUCCUGUGACCGGCCUGAUGGAGUCCGUGGCCUACUGUUCGCAGACAGCGUGGCUACUAAAUGCCACAGUGAAGGACAAUAUCAUUUUUGCAUCACCGUUCAACCAAGAAAGAUACGACGCCGUGAUCCAUGCUUGUGGACUUACGAGAGACCUCAGCAUUUUGGAGGCCGGCGACGAGACCGAGAUCGGCGAAAAGGGUAUCACAUUGUCGGGCGGACAGAAACAACGUGUUUCGCUGGCCAGAGCGCUGUACUCGUCGGCCUCGUACCUUCUGCUGGACGACUGUUUGUCGGCUGUUGACUCUCAUACGGCGGUGCACAUUUACGACUACUGUAUCAACGGAGAGUUGAUGAAGGGCAGAACGUGCAUUCUUGUGUCGCAUAACGUCUCUCUGACAGUCAAGGAGGCCGACUUCGUGGUCAUGAUGGACAACGGCCGUAUCAAGGCCCAAGGAAGCGUGGACGAGCUGAUGCAGGAGGGUCUGCUGAACGAGGAAGUGGUGAAGAGCGUGAUGCAGUCGCGGUCGGCGUCGACUGCCAAUUUGGCGGCACUGGAUGAUAACUCGCCGAUUUCCAGCGAGGCCAUCGCCGAAGGGCUUGCCAAAAAAACUCAGAAACCGGAACAGAGCAAGAAAUCAAAACUCAUUGAGGACGAGACCAAGUCGGACGGUUCUGUCAAACCCGAGAUCUACUACGCUUACUUCAGGUAUUUUGGCAACCCUGCCCUGUGGAUUAUGAUAGCCUUCCUAUUCAUUGGCUCUCAGUCUGUCAACGUCUACCAGUCGUAUUGGCUGAGACGCUGGUCGGCCAUCGAAGACAAGCGGGACCUUUCUGCAUUUUCCAACUCCAAUGACAUGACUCUGUUUCUCUUCCCUACAUUCCACAGCAUCAACUGGCACAGGCCGCUUGUGAACUAUGCUUUGCAACCGUUCGGGCUGGCAGUGGAGGAGCGCAGCACGAUGUAUUAUAUUACCAUCUAUACCCUGAUUGGUCUGGCGUUUGCAACGCUUGGGUCGAGCCGUGUGAUUCUGACGUUCAUAGGUGGUCUCAAUGUGUCGAGAAAGAUCUUUAAGGAUUUGUUGGAUAAGCUACUGCAUGCGAAGCUGCGUUUCUUCGACCAGACUCCAAUUGGCCGCAUCAUGAACAGAUUCUCCAAGGACAUCGAGGCGAUCGAUCAGGAACUCGCACUGUACGCCGAAGAGUUUGUCACGUACUUGAUUUCGUGUCUGUCGACGCUCGUUGUUGUUUGUGCGGUGACGCCGGCAUUCUUGGUGGCCGGUGUGCUGAUACUAUUAGUGUAUUACGGCGUGGGUGUUCUGUAUCUGGAGCUCUCGAGAGACCUAAAACGGUUCGAGUCCAUCACCAAGUCACCUAUCCACCAACACUUCUCCGAGACGCUAGUUGGCAUGACCACAAUCAGAGCUUAUGGAGAUGAAAGACGGUUCCUGAAACAGAACUUUGAGAAGAUCGACGUCAACAACCGUCCAUUCUGGUAUGUCUGGGUCAACAACAGGUGGCUGGCGUACAGAUCCGAUAUGAUUGGCGCGUUCAUCAUCUUUUUCGCUGCAGCCUUUGCGGUGGCGUACUCAGAUAAGAUCGAUGCCGGACUGGCUGGUAUUUCGCUCUCUUUCUCCGUGUCUUUCAGAUACACAGCCGUCUGGGUGGUCAGAAUGUACGCCUACGUGGAAAUGAGCAUGAAUUCUGUCGAGAGAGUGCAAGAGUACAUUGAACAGACUCCUCAGGAGCCACCAAAAUACCUACCACAGGAUCCUGUCAAUUCGUGGCCGUCGAACGGCGUAAUUGACGUGCAGAACAUAUGCAUCAGAUACAGCCCGGAGCUGCCGCGCGUGAUCGACAACGUGUCGUUCCACGUGAACGCCGGCGAGAAGAUCGGAGUGGUCGGACGCACGGGUGCUGGAAAAUCUACCAUCAUCACGAGUUUCUUCCGGUUUGUGGACCUCGAAAGCGGCAGCAUCAAAAUUGACGGCCUUGACAUCUCGAAGAUCGGCCUCAAACCACUGCGGAAGGGCCUCACCAUUAUUCCGCAGGACCCGACCCUAUUUUCGGGCACGAUCCGGUCGAACCUGGACAUCUUCGGCGAGUACGGCGAUCUGCAGAUGUUCGAAGCUCUUCGCCGUGUCAACCUCAUUUCCGUUGACGACUACCAGAGAAUCGUGGACGGCAACGGUGCCGCAGUCGCGGACGAGACUGCCCAGGCCCGCGGAGACAACGUGAACAAAUUUUUGGAUUUGGACUCGACUGUCUCCGAGGGAGGCGGCAACCUGUCGCAGGGAGAGCGUCAGCUGCUCUGUCUUGCACGCUCGAUCCUGAAAAUGCCAAAGAUCCUGAUGCUGGACGAGGCCACAGCGUCGAUCGACUACGAGUCGGACGCCAAAAUCCAGGCCACCAUCAGAGAGGAGUUCUCGAGCAGCACUGUUCUCACGAUUGCACACAGACUCAAGACCAUCAUCGACUACGACAAAAUUCUCCUGCUGGACCACGGCAAGGUCAAGGAGUACGACCAUCCUUACAAGCUCAUCACCAACAAAAAAUCCGAUUUCCGAAAAAUGUGUCAGGAUACGGGCGAGUUUGACGAUCUGGUCAACCUCGCCAAGCAGGCAUAUAGGAAAUAA